Rangifer tarandus platyrhynchus (Svalbard reindeer) is the source of this 1686-nucleotide messenger RNA. The record is from the annotation of a GenBank genome assembly. NCBI's taxonomy places the organism in Eukaryota, Metazoa, Chordata, Mammalia, Artiodactyla, Cervidae.
AUGAAAUCCUUCAGACCAAUCCUCUUUCUUCUCGUCUUCCUCUUCACCUGGCUGGGCUCCAAGGCCGCCCCUUGGGUCUCACUGCCUGUGGGCUCCGACUUGGGGAUAGACCACCCCUCCCAGCCCUACCCUCCGGCUUCUGAAAAUUCCACUCUCUAUGGACCUAACCCAGAAUCCCCAGGGGCUGCUUAUCCCGAGCCCUCCAAGACACCUCAUGUGAUUUCCUCUGAGCCCUCCCCCCUUGCCUUCACUGAGACCCCCAAUACUGACCUCCAAGAAACCCCCCAUCAAGAGCUUCCUAAGGCCCCCAAACCUAACUCAUUCAACACCUCAACACCAGAAUCCCUGGACACCUUCCAAAUCAACCCCUCCAAAAUGAUAUAUCCAGAACUAUCUGACACCCCCAAAGCUGACCUGACUGAACUUCCACACACACAAUAUCCUGAGGCCUCUACACUUAAUCCCUCUAAAAGCUCACAUCCAGCAUUUUCUGAGACCCCAAACCCUGACCCUACCCAAACUCCACACCAAGAAUCCCCAGAGAUUUCCAAGGUUAACUCCACAGAAAUAUCACACACAGAAUCCUGUGAGAAUCUCAACUCUAAUCCCUCUAAAACCUCACACCCAGCAUUUUCUGGGACCCCAAACCCUGACCCUACCCAAACGCUACAUCAAGAAUUCCCAGAGAUUCCCAAACUUAGCUCCCCUGAGAUAUCACUUGCAGAAACCCCUGAAACCCGAAAUUCUGACCCCACCAAAAUCUUUGACCUCAAGUCUCUGGAAACCCAUGACCCUGACACCCCAAACUCUAAAUUCCUCCAGACCCUCCAUCCUGACCCUACUGAAACACCCCACCCGGCAUCUCAUGUAGGCCACAAACCCAACCCCACCGAGAUUCCCCAAACAAAAUUCCCCACAACCCUCUACCAAGACUCAACAGAGAUCCCCACAGCCUCUGACCCUGAAAUCUCCACUAGCCUUGCCCCAGAAACUCCUGCACCCUUCAAAGAAGAAGUUACUGCUCUUAAUGAGCAAUCCCUGAAUCCCAAAUCAGAAGCGCUUGCAGCCACCCAGCCCACCGCCCUUAAAUUGCCCGCCUCAGAUUCUCCGGGGACAGUUGAUCUGAAAGCCCCCCAGAACUCUAGCCCUAAAGGGCCCGACGCCCCUCCUCCCUCAGCCCGGAUUGCGGGGCCCCCUGCUCCUCCAGGGCCCCCCAAUCAGCAGGCCCCAGGCACUCCGCGGGCCCCCCAGCGGCGCAGCCGAGGUGAGAGAGUCAACACUAUCAUCGUGUUGGAGCGAGUACAGGAGACCGGCGUGACCCUGGUGGGGCGUCCCCGGGGCGCAGCAGGCGGGGCCCUCUGCCUGUUCCUCGCCGGGAUCGGGCUGCUCAUCGGCAUUUUCCUGGUGCUGUGGUGUCUCCACCGCCGGGCGGCUCGACACCGGCCCUUCGCACACCACCGCCUCCCGAACGACGGAGAGGAACCGGUUAUGCAUUUGGACGCCCCGAAGGAACCCUACGACCUCUACUUUUAUGCGCCGGACGCCUGGGUCCCUUCACACAUCGCUACCAAGCAGCCACCGCCCACCCCCCCGCUGCCGCCCAAGCUGCCUCCGCCGCCCCGCGGGGGCCGCCCCCAGCGCCUGGAACCGCUCUCCCCUGCCACGCUCCCCAACAACUUCCUGUGA